AUGACGCGCUUGUCGACUUCGCGGGUCUGCCUACUCGCCGCCGCAUCGCUCAUUUUCUUGCACUACACCACCUCCGUCUUCAGGCCCUUCACCGACUCUCUUGGCUUUUCACGCGUUACUACAGCAUCAACCAAAGCUGGAACCUGUUCGCCGCACGACUGGGCCGAUGGACAUUGGGAACAUCGACCACGGCCGCGUGUGCCUGGCGUGAACGACACCGUCAUGACGGACCGCAACGACAUCUUCAAGUACAACGGCUUGCAAGGUUGCGCAUCCGAUCGCGAGUUCCAUUGGCAUCUGCGUGCGGACAACGAAGGGCUUUACGAUCGCUUCCCCGACGUAACCGAAUAUGUAUGGGUGCCGAGCUCGAAGUGCACUGGGGUGGACCCUCUUACGCCUCAAGGCCUCAUCAAACAUCUCGUCGAGGAAGGCAGCUGGCUCGUUCUUGGAGAUUCGGUCACCGAGAAUCACUUCUUCUCGCUGUCUUGCACCCUCUUCCCGCACGUCCGCGCGACGCCGAACUACACCGAGAACCCCUACUUCGACCGCGCAUGGCCACAGCACCUCUACCUCAACCCGAACUCGCCAAUCGUCAAGGACCUCGACAUGCCAGGGGGCUUCGACAUCGCCGAGACGCCGCUCGUCACGUUCCGCCGUAUGGAUCUCCUCCUGACGAAACCCGAACUCGAGGCGUUGCACAAGGCGAAGCAUCCCGAGAUGUACGCGAAUGGCGACUUCGUGCUGUUCGGCGACGAGCAGGACUGGAAUCGGUCGCCGGCGGAGUACUUCGAAUGGUUCACUGCGCCCGCGCCGUUCCGCUAUGCGACGCUCAUCACGAAUACGGGCGGGCACUGGCAUCCCAAUCUAUUACAAGGCCUCAAAGACGAGGAAGCCGAAGGACAGGGUAUCCGCGCCGUGCUGCAAUUCUUUGGCGAGGCGAUGGAGUACUGGGCGCACGAGGCUCAAGCGUACAUGGAUAACAUCCGCGUGAAGGAGGAGGCGGAGCAACUGCAGAUUGCUGGCCUCGGCGGUGCGGGGCGGAAGGGAGCUGUGAAGCAGUUGAGGAGAGAAGUCAUCGUGCGGGGGUAUACGCCUGGGCAUGAAGAUUGCCAUAUGGAGCGCGCGCCGUGGGACGUCUUCCAUCCUGAGAUCGCGUUCCGGUGGAGGUGGUUCAACUGGGCUUGGAUACACUCGGAUAUGAAUGAGAUCUUCGAGAAAAUCCUCGCAUCGCCGCGAUACCCUGAUCUUCACUUCCUGCGCAUCGAGAAUCCGGCCCUAUUGAGGCCAGACGCGCACGGACCGAGCGAUUGCUUGCAUCUUAUGUCCGGCUCGGGCGUCCUCGAGAGCUUCACGCACUACAUUUGGCAUUACGUCUCGAAAGAGCUGCCCUCCGGUGCUCCCUGA
Molecule: messenger RNA, 1404 nt
Organism: Peniophora sp. CBMAI 1063
Lineage: Eukaryota; Fungi; Basidiomycota; Agaricomycetes; Russulales; Peniophoraceae
Source: the annotation of a GenBank genome assembly